Molecule: messenger RNA, 921 nt
Organism: Drosophila eugracilis
Lineage: Eukaryota; Metazoa; Arthropoda; Insecta; Diptera; Drosophilidae
Product: probable G-protein coupled receptor Mth-like 7
Exons: 5
Coding region: 1-921 (306 amino acids)
Biological process (GO): cell surface receptor signaling pathway
Cellular component (GO): membrane
Molecular function (GO): G protein-coupled receptor activity
Source: RefSeq, a predicted model, not a curated record
AUGUUACCGAAUGGCGGAUGUAGCGAUGGUUUCAAGGAGGAACUUUCCCGAUCAAAUCCCUACCUGAAUGUGACAUUCGAAGAUGGUUCUAUAGAGACUCAAUACAUCAACAAGCAGACCAUAUUGAGGACCCAAUACUACGAGUGUGAUAAGAUGCUAGGCCUUAGGGCUGGCGAAUACACGUUAUUCGAGCUCCGGAAUGUCCUAGGAAAGUGUCUUAUUAGCACCUUUUUGUGCAUUAUCGUAAUAGCGAUACUCUUUUGGCUGGAUAAUUCUAGUUUAUUGAACGAAGUUUGCUCUCUAACAGGUUAUACCUCUUACUUCUUCAAAAAUGCUUUUUUUAUCUGGACUUCCGUAAUCAGCUACCAUUUAUGGAUGACACUGACAUCGCUAAGCCGCAAUGAUCCUGAAAAUCGCUUCCUGGUCUACAGUGCCUUUGCCUGGAUUCCUGCUGUUCUUUUCACUGGAAUCAUAUUUGUGGUCAACAAAGUCUGGGAGAAUGAUCCCCAUUACUGGAAUUGGAUGCCUUCAGUUGGUUUCAGUAGAUGUGUGUUGGUGGGUUCUAAACGGACUUUAAGGAUCUUCAUCAAUGGACCCUUAAUUGUCAUAGGUAUUUUCAAUUGGACCAUGUUCAUCCUGACAGCUAGAUACAUUAGGAAAGUUAAGAAGGAUCUGAAGUAUUUUAGGCAACGGCAGGAUGGGACCUUGAACUGCCUUGAAUUCGACGGAGAGACAUGUAGUGAUGGUUUCGAGGAGGAACUUUCCCGAUCAAAUCCCUACCUGAAUGUGACAUUCAAGGAUGGUUCUGUGGAGACUCAAUAUAUCACAAACCAGACGUUGAUGAGGACCCGAAACUACGAUUGCGAUGAGAUGCUCGGCCUAAAUGCUGGCGAAUAUACGUUAUUCGAGGUUUGCCUUUGA